Haplochromis burtoni (Burton's mouthbrooder) is the source of this 949-nucleotide messenger RNA. Its product is annotated as WAP four-disulfide core domain 2. Gene Ontology annotation, biological process: antibacterial humoral response; innate immune response. Bases 165 to 665 code for a protein of 166 amino acids. The record is from RefSeq and is a predicted model, not a curated record. The transcript has 6 exons. NCBI's taxonomy places the organism in Eukaryota, Metazoa, Chordata, Actinopteri, Cichliformes, Cichlidae. Gene Ontology annotation, cellular component: extracellular region. Gene Ontology annotation, molecular function: peptidase inhibitor activity.
UUGGACUGUGUGUUGAAUCUUGCUCUCAUGACUAUGACUGUCCUGAUAACGAGAAGUGCUGCCCCAAUGGAUGUGGACGUGAGUGCAUGGCUCCUGUCGGAGCAAAGCCAGGAGAAUGUCCUCGCAGCACCUGACUGUUGGACUGUGUGGUGAACUUUGCUCCAAUGACAGUGACUGUCCCGAAUAACGAGAAGUGCUGCCCCAAUGGAUGUGGAAAUGAGUGCAUGGCUCCUGUCGGAGUGCCUCCUCCCAAACCAGAAUGUCCACAGCAUCUUAAGCUUGCUCUGUCACGUAAGGGGUGUAAUGACUGUCCUAGAGACCACACAUGCUGCGUCUAUAAUGGUGAUGAAGUCUGCGUCCCUUCUGUUCUCACAAAGCCAGGAGUGUGUCCUCGCAGGCACCUGACUGUUGGACUGUGCGUUGAAUUUUGCUCCAAUGACAGUGACUGUCCCGGUAAAGAGAAGUGCUGCUCUACCAGAUGUGGACGUAAAUGCAUGGCACCAUACGUAGUGAAACCAGGAGUGUGUCCUCACAGACGCUUCGAUAACAUAAUGUGUGGCGAAUUUUGCUCUAAUGAUAGUGACUGCCCCAAUAAUGAGAAGUGCUGCUUCAGUGGAUGUGGUCAUCAGUGCAUGGCGCCUUACACGGACUGGUACCUUGUCUGAGGCCUCCACGUGUGUGCCGAGUACUACUAUCAUGAUGGUCAGGGUCCAGGACAUCAGACGUGCUGCAGGACAACCUGUGAUUACACCUGCAGUGAGCUCUGCUGCCAAUCUAUAAAAAAACAUCAUUAAACUUACUGUGACCAUCUCUGCAAAUGAAUCCAAAUCACUUUUUCCUUCUUUAGUGCGAUAAGCACUUCCUGUUUCUGAUGAUAAUCAUGUCUCUCUGAUUUUUUUCAAACUGACAUAUUUGUCUUACAAAUAAAAAACGGUGUGUUGGCAUUUUA